AUGGACGCAGCCGUUGAUGCCAUGACGAAAAACUAUGGGUUUCCUGAGGAAAUUGUGAAGAGGGUAGCAAAAGAGCUGCUCAAAGAGUAUGAGGGAGAUCAAGGAGAUGAGGGCUGGUUUUUCAUCGAGGACUGCUCUUACCAAGUAUUGGUUGACGCGCUUUUGCUGGAUCAAGAGCUAAAUGAUCGGCACGAUGCUCCCCCUAAUCAGAAAGAGGAUGCUUUGCCACAGAAUAUCUCUUUGCAAGAUGAAAGGGCUGCAGAACAUGCUUUAGCAGAGCCCUCUGGUGUAGUUUCGGAAGCCAAUUGCUCUAAGGUUGUUGAGAAUAAAUUGGAGGCAAACACCAAAGAAGAUGCAGACCGGCUUCCAUCAAGUGGCAGGGACGGAAAAGGCUGGAAAGACAUUGGCUUGGAUCAGUCUUCAAGUGAGAAAGGGAGGGCUGCUGGCAUUUCUGACAACGAUGAGAUAGGUGGCUCCAGUCAGGAUUGUGCAAAUAGUGUAAUACUCACCCCUCCGUCUCUGACUCCUACAACACCAGGAGGUAGUAGUGUUUCAAGCCCACCUGAAAACUGUCCAGUGCUCUCUCCUUUUCCUAAGAUCUCACCUCCAAAUGUUAAGCGCGUUCAGAGCAAAAGGCGUCAGCCAUGUAAUGGAUGGAUAUUUGAGAGUGAUGAAGAGGAGGAUGAGGAUAUGAUAGACCUAAAACCGGCUAUAGAGUGGGAAGAUUUGAGUUGGGGAACUGUUAAGAAGGCAAAGCGAAGGUCAAGAUGGGACUGGAGACCUGAGGAUAUCUGAGUCUCGCUGUACCUCCCUCCGUGUGUUGUUUCAUGGUUUCCCUGUGCUACUGUUAUUUAAGAGGUGCAUCUGAUAUAACAAACCUUCUUCUUUUUUU
Coffea eugenioides is the source of this 892-nucleotide messenger RNA. RefSeq lists its product as uncharacterized. NCBI's taxonomy places the organism in Eukaryota, Viridiplantae, Streptophyta, Magnoliopsida, Gentianales, Rubiaceae. The transcript has 4 exons. The coding region runs from base 1 to 795 and encodes 264 amino acids. The record is from RefSeq and is a predicted model, not a curated record.